Molecule: messenger RNA, 519 nt
Organism: Papilio polytes (common Mormon)
Lineage: Eukaryota; Metazoa; Arthropoda; Insecta; Lepidoptera; Papilionidae
Exons: 4
Coding region: 1-384 (127 amino acids)
Biological process (GO): synapse organization
Cellular component (GO): neuron projection membrane
Source: RefSeq, a predicted model, not a curated record
AUGGACGUAUCAUGGAUGAGAAAGCGAGAUUUACACAUCCUGACGUCACACAUCUUCACGUACACGGGGGACGCGCGGUUCAGCGUGCUGCACCCCGAGCCCUCCGACGACUGGGACCUCAAGGUGGAGUACGUGCAGCCGCGCGACGCCGGCGUCUACGAGUGCCAGAUCAACACCGAGCCCAAGAUCAACAUGGCCGUCGUGCUUCAUGUUGAAGAUGAGUCCCACACCCCCGCGAGCCCGUCUCCGCCCCGAUCCUCAGCGGCGGCGGCGACCAUCUGGGGCUCGCAGGACGUCUACGUGAAGAAAGGCAGCACCAUCUCGCUGACCUGCUCCGUCAACGUGCACUCCUCGCCGCCGUCCAGCGCAUCUGUCCUCUGGUGAGAUGUCAAGUGUAAUAAAACGUAAUCACUUACAGUAGGAUGUCAGUAAUAACAGUAUAUUUUUUAAUAAUUCUUUUUCAAUCAAAAGGGCUUCACUUAUGACACACUUUAGACUAUAUGUUUUCAAGCUAUUAAA